AUGUCUUUCAAUUUCAAUAAGAGAAGCCUCGUCAAAACCCUUUUCUCCUCUAACAAAAGCUGUGGUUGCAUCAAAAUAAAACCCUCUAACGUACUUGAACCCUCUCAAAAACCUAAAAUCUCCUUUAACCAAAACACAAACCCUAAUACCCUCACUUCUCCCACCACUUCCCACGACGCCAACACCCAUGACAAAGAUUUCACUUCCACCACCAUCUCAAACGACAACAAUAAUAAUUAUAGGAUUUUAAAGCCGGCUACAAAACUCAUAGAUAGCAUUGCCGUUGAGAAGGAAUCCAAGGAGCCGUAUGAAGAUUUUCGAAACUCUAUACUUCAAAUGAUAUUGGAGAGAGAGAUUUAUUCAGAAAAUGAUCUUCAAGAAUUACUUGAGUGUUUUCUUCAGCUUAAUGCAAAGUGUCACCAUCAUGUCAUUGUUGAAGCGUUCAUGGAGACAUGUGAAGAAAUAUUUCCUAAGAAGCUUUGUGGUGAUGGUAGACGUGUGUGA
Messenger RNA from Medicago truncatula (barrel medic), 504 nucleotides. RefSeq names its product transcription repressor OFP10. NCBI's taxonomy places the organism in Eukaryota, Viridiplantae, Streptophyta, Magnoliopsida, Fabales, Fabaceae. Gene Ontology annotation, biological process: negative regulation of DNA-templated transcription. The transcript has a single exon. The coding region runs from base 1 to 504 and encodes 167 amino acids. The record is from RefSeq and is a predicted model, not a curated record.